GAGCGCUCAGCCGCUCAUCUUCCUCAGUAUAUAAACAUCAGUGACGAGGGGUGGGUGGUGUACACUCUCCUUCUGGACUAUUCACUUGAUUGCUGGAUUUAUGGCUCCAGGGCCUUAGGGUCACUUCGCACAACUCCACCGGAAAGUGGUGGUGGGAGCAUCGUAUUGGCCAGUUGCCCUCUGCUGUUGGUGUCUGACCUGGCUCGUAACAGGAUCAUUGGCCAGUCGUCUGGAGAACCAUUAGUGACGGCAGCUCCGAGGCAACCUGCCUAUAGACAGCCUAAAAGGCAGUCCUGAGGAUAUCUAGUACCUUUAUUGAUCUUAAAACUUAAUGAGAGACUUCAUCUGUGAUGCUAAUGAUGUGAAUACUAGUUUAAGGAGAUAACACAAGGGAGCCUCCAAUGCCAUGUCAAAAAUGUGAUUGGACGGAUAGUGUUGUGGCCUGGUGACCGUCUCCCAGUAUCCUUGUGUUAGAAGUGCACAGGAGUGCUGGUGUUAGAGGGGAGUGGUAACGAGGAUGGGUGUGGUGGAGGUUGGUGUGCGUGUGGUGCGCGGGCCGGACUGGAAGUGGGGGGAGCAGGAUGGUGGUGCUGGCCACGCCGGCACUGUGGUGGAGGUGGGCAGGCCUGGCUCCUCCACCACCCCGGACCGCACCGUCGUCGUGCAGUGGGACGCUGGUGCUAGAACCAACUACCGUGUCGGAUACCAGGCUGCCCACGACCUCAGACUUCUCGAUAAUGCCCCCAUAGGCGUGAAGCAUCCCAACCACAUCUGUGACGGGUGUAAGCGGCAGGCCAUCGCAGGCAUGAGGUGGAAGUGCAGCUCCUGCUUUGACUACGACCUCUGCACCACCUGCUACAUGGCUGACAAGCACGACCUCGUCCACUCCUUCAUCAGAUAUGAUACCGUUACGUCCAAAGGAGUUGAGGUGAGCCAAAGAAAGAGUGCCGAGAAAAUUCCUCUGCAAGGCAUUUUUGUUGGAGCCAAAGUCAUCAGAGGACCUGACUGGGACUGGGGCAACCAAGAUGGUGGUGACGGAAAGUGUGGCAGAGUUACCGAGAUCCGAGGGUGGGAUAAUGAAUCUGGAAGAUCAGUGGCCAAUGUAACCUGGCUCUGUGGGUCAACUAAUGUCUACAGAGUUGGACAUAAGGGAAAAGUUGAUCUCAAAGUUCUGUGGCCUGCCACAAAUGGUUCCAUUUAUACACAGCAUCUCCCGGUGCUUGGUAAACAAGAAGAAUCUGGAAGCAGUAAUGAAGUAGUCCCUACCUCGCCCCGUCAUCUUCCAUUUGCAGUAGGAGAAAGAGUCCGAGUGGUAGUAACAGUAGACGAGUUGCGCACAAUGCAGGAGGGUCAUGGUGGCUGGAACCACAAAAUGGCUGAGUUCCUCGACAAGGUGGGCAUCGUUCAUCGCAUAACAGACAAGGGAGACGUUCGUGUGCAGUAUGAAGGAUAUACAACUCGAUGGACUAUUCAUCCUAGAGCACUGGCCCGUGUCACGUCCUAUGGCCCGGGUGAUGUGGUCACUGUUAUAUCAGAUAUUUCAAAAGUGAAAGAAUACCAAAAAGGUCAUGGUGAAUGGAUUGAAUAUAUGAAAAGUGCACUUGGGAAGAGUGGAGUAGUUGCAAGAGUGUAUCCUGAUGGUGAUUUGCGAGUUAAUGUGGAAGGGAAGACCUGGACAUUCAAUCCCCAGUGUGUAACGCUUGCUCCUCGCAGUGCUGAGUAUAACAACACUAUGAGAGCCAAUGAGCGGCAGGAGAACCCUAGUGAGUCAACUAAUGCUGGUGGAAAUGGACCUCUAGCCUCACUGUUGCAUCAGUUGCUUGAUACAGAGCAGGACAGCUCAGUAGUGGAUCAGCUGGUGAGAGAGGCUGCACAGGGACACACUCAAGCUGUCUCUCAUCUCCUUGCAAAACAUCCAGAUAAGGUAGAUGGACGAAGCUCUGGAAAAACGUGUCUACAAGUUGCAUGCCAUCAGGGUCACAUGGAUAUUGUACGACUCUUGCUCAACCAUAAGGCUUCAUUAGAUAUUGCCGAUGAUGAUGGUGAUUUGGCUUUGCAUUAUGCAGCCUUUGGGAACCAGCCAGAGAUCAUGGAGUUGUUACUACGAAAAAAUGCCUCUAUUAACAUAGUAAACAAGGGCAGGUGUUCUGCCUUGCAUGUGGCAGUCAACAAACAACAUGCUGCCUGUGUUAAAGUACUUCUCAAAUACAACUGUGAUGUUAAUGUUCAGGACUCGUAUGGUGAUACUGCAUUGCAUGAUGCAAUAGGGAAGGAGAGUAUAGAAAUUUUAGAGUUGCUUGGUAACUCGCCGCACCUGGACCUGACGCUGCGAAACAAACGUGGUUUUAAUGUCCUCCAUCAUGCAGCACUGAAGGGCAACAAUUUUGCGGCUGAGAAACUAGUUUUGCGUUCAAGACAGUUUGUAGAUGUACAGAAAGAGGAUGGCUUUGCAGCUCUUCAUUUGGCUGCCCUUAAUGGUCAUCGACAAGUAGCUGAAACUUUGAUCACACUUGGACAAGCAGCUGUUGAUAUAACGAAUAACAAAAAACAAACUCCACUCCUCCUGGCUGUAUCACAGGGUCACUAUGGGGUAGUGGAGCUGCUAGUGGACAACCAUGCAGACAUUCGGGCAUGUGAUGAAGACGGUGACACAGCACUUCAUUUAGCUCUUCUCAAGAAUUCCACCACCCCACAGGCUCACCCAAGUCAUGCUCCCAACAUUAAUCAGAUUCUGACAGACAUCGCAAAACGAGGAUUUGAAAAUAACGUUUCACUGGCACUUGCUUGCUACCUAGCUAAGAAAGGUUGCAGUGUGACAGUUGCCAAUAUCCGCUCUAAGACUCCAUUGGAUCUAAUCAAUGACACCAAUACCAUUGAUCUUCUGCAGAGUUAUACAACACAGGCCAGUGGAGGCAAUAUGGCACGUGUUGAUAUGGAUCUGAAAGCCUUAGACUUGGCUGCAGAGAGUAUUCGACAGAGAGGACUAGAGAGUCCUUCCCAAGAUUCCUCGAGCAUUGCUGCAAUGCAAGGCAAACCACAGUCCCACUCCCAGCCUGUAAGUCCAGCCAAGGUGCCAGGGGAACUUGUCAAGCUAACACCAACACCUCAGCCACAAAACAACUGUAAUGUGGAAAAGUGCCUUGCUGGAAUGAAAUUUGUACAUUUUAAUGAAAAUUAUGGUUAUUGUAUCCAAAAGUCUUCCUCUAGUAUUUUGUUAAAACAUUCCCUUAUAGUAAAGGAAAAGGACAACAGAGAAAGAGCAGAAGACGGUACAGGCGAUUGCUCCAUCUGUUUAGAUCCCUCAACCAUUAUUUUCCAACCUUGUGGACAUUGUGUAACCUGUGAAGACUGUUCCAGCAGAGUAAAAAAAUGCCUUAGGUGUCAUGAUGUAGUAGUCUCAAAAGUUACGAAAGAUGGGAAGACAAUUUCAAGCAAAUCUAGACACCCUUCAGCUGAGAGGUUGAGGUAUUUGGAAACCAAGAUUGCUGAGAUUGAAGAAGCUCAUUGCUGCAGUAUAUGUAUGGAGCGUGGGCGCAACGUUGCUUUCUUAUGUGGCCAUAGUGCUUGUGUUGUAUGUGCUCAUACUCUGAAAACGUGCCACAUGUGUCGUAAACCUAUAUCAAAGAAAAUCAAUCUCUACUAAAUUUAAUUCAUGUGGAUUAAAGAAAAGUAUGCAUGUUACUGUACACUGAAAGUAAUGUGAUAAAUUGAGACUUCUCUCAUCAAAAGCAGUCCUGAUUGACUAACAGUGUUCUUGUAAUGGGCACUUUGAACCAGGCACUUGUGUUUUGGCUCUCUGAUUUUAGUUUCUAUUUACUACAAACUUUACAUAUGGAAAUCCUUUGUAAAUAACAGUGAAUAUAAGUGAAGCAUGGUGCUAGAACGUUUUGCGAGAAAAAAGUAUAAUUUAAAAGUAUAAUGUAGAAUAUUCUAGGGCACAAAGUAUUGAGGACUAUAAAUAUUACUAAGCAAAAACAUCAUAUAAAGAUUAGAAACCUUAUGUGAGUGACAUAAUUAUUCAGUCAUAAGUAUCAUGUGCUUAAAAUUUGAAAAGCUGUUGUUUAUUUAUUUACUGAUGUGGCUUAUAUAUUCAUGACAAUAUAAUAAACCUAUUGGAGUUGUACAGAACCUGGGAAAUGGGAGUUAAUAGAUUUGGUUCAGGAAAGUGAAGGGUUAACUCCAAUUCCUUGAAUGACAAGCCCACCAGCAUCUGAACAACCUCCUUGAAGUACAGAUCAUGGUGAACUGGGAAAAGUAUGGAGAGUAAUAUAGUGUUUCUUGUCAGUACGUUAGAAGAGUAGUGUGUUUAACCCCAUCGUGUACAUAUUUAUCUUGCCAAGAGAUGGGUAUAAUUUCUUGCAUUUAAAAUUUAAGUGUUUUUUGUCAACUAUAUAUUUUUUUUGCCUGUGCAGUUGUGUAAAAAAUACAAGUGAUCAUAAAAUUU
Cherax quadricarinatus is the source of this 4444-nucleotide messenger RNA. The record is from RefSeq and is a predicted model, not a curated record. Lineage: Eukaryota; Metazoa; Arthropoda; Malacostraca; Decapoda; Parastacidae.